AUGAAGCUGUUAAGCCUUUUCUCACUGUGCUUAGCUGGUUGUUCAGCACUAGGUGUUAUAUACGAAGGGUUCUAUUACACAGGACCAAAAGAACUAGAGACUGUUCGUAUUAUAAAUGGAACUGUUUUUAAUGCAAAUGAUGAAAAUUACUAUUUAGAAAAUGUUGGAAGGUUCAUUAUUCACAAUGAGACAGAUGGAAGCACAUAUUAUGACUUUACUGAGUUGGCUCAAGCUGAAAAUCUCGAUAGUGAUGAAACUGCUUUUAAUACUUAUCUAAUUAGAAUUGCUGCUGGUACUAUAGGAGGCUUGAUUACUGCUAAACCAUGGCCACCAAGAGGGACUGAUUCAGAGACAGAGGACCAAAAAUAA
Hansenula ciferrii is the source of this 369-nucleotide messenger RNA. RefSeq lists its product as uncharacterized. Lineage: Eukaryota; Fungi; Ascomycota; Saccharomycetes; Phaffomycetales; Wickerhamomycetaceae. The coding region runs from base 1 to 369 and encodes 122 amino acids. The record is from RefSeq and is a predicted model, not a curated record. The transcript has a single exon.